This is a messenger RNA of Paramecium sonneborni, 648 nucleotides long. The record is from the annotation of a GenBank genome assembly. Lineage: Eukaryota; Ciliophora; Oligohymenophorea; Peniculida; Parameciidae.
AUGAAAAUUUUUGAAUAGAGUUUUGGCAAAUAAGAAGGUUUUCAAAAUACUGCUUAAUUCUUUAAUCCAUUUAAUGGAAAAAAGAAUGAAUAAUUUUAAAAAAGAAAGCGGGAAAACUCUUUACCCUAACAGAAUCUCGAGGCUAUAAAAUCAAUAUUAUCUAAAACCAAAAUACUUCAAAAAAAUGUACACUGUAGAAAAAUGACUAUGUAUUCAACAAAUGAUUACAAACAAGAGCAUCAAUACAGUCAUCAAAGCACUAAAUAAAGCACCCAAUAAAGCACAUAAAAUUCUCAAGAUUUUAGCAAUAAUAUUCCUAAAAUUCAAAAUUUGAACAUCAAACAUUCACUUAAUUCUUUUAGUAUUUAAAACUACAAAUCUAGUUAUCAUAUUAGAAUGCCCAUACUAAAAGAAUAUAGUAGUAAGGCAUCUCAAAAAUUAGAAAAUAAUUCUGGACUUAGCAAAGUUUCUAAUAGUUUAGAAGGGAAGAAAUAUAUAAUUAAAGUGAAGGAUCCUUUUGAAGAAGUAAAAUAAUUACCUACAAAACCAGUAAGAAAAUAUUCUUCGAAAUCUUUCGUAAAUUAAAAAGCUCAAAUUAAAUUGGUAAAUAGAAUAUUUUCUUCAAGAUCAGACAGCUUAUAAGAAUGA